Messenger RNA from Humulus lupulus (European hop), 960 nucleotides. Its product is annotated as actin-depolymerizing factor 2. Gene Ontology annotation, cellular component: actin cytoskeleton; cytoplasm. NCBI's taxonomy places the organism in Eukaryota, Viridiplantae, Streptophyta, Magnoliopsida, Rosales, Cannabaceae. The coding region runs from base 159 to 638 and encodes 159 amino acids. The transcript is spliced from 4 exons. Gene Ontology annotation, molecular function: actin filament binding. Gene Ontology annotation, biological process: actin filament depolymerization. The record is from RefSeq and is a predicted model, not a curated record.
CACAAAAACUAAAAAAUCAAAUUGUAUAAAAAUAAUAAUUAAUUGCUUAAACCAAAAAAAAAUGUACAACCCCAAUAUAUUCUGACAUCCUCAUUUUCCGGUUGCCCUAGAUUUUCUGCUCCCAUUUUUGGUUCCGAAGCUUUCGAUCCCUAUUAACCAUGGUGGUUUUUAACCGUUUGGAGACUGUGUGGACAUUUUUCCAUGUGGGUUUUUGUCAAGAGGCCAAUGCAGCGUCUGGAAUGGCUGUGCACGAUGAUUGCAAGCUGAAGUUCUUGGAGUUGAAGGCUAAAAGAACAUACAGGUUCAUUGUAUACAAGAUUGAGGAGAAGCAAAAGCAGGUUAUUGUUGAGAAAGUUGGUGAACCAACUCAAAGCUAUGAUGAUUUCACUGCAAGUCUUCCUGCUGAUGAAUGUCGGUAUGCUGUGUAUGAUUUUGACUUCGUGACAGAAGAGAAUUGCCAGAAGAGCAAGAUUUUUUUCAUUGCAUGGUCUCCUGAUACAUCAAGGGUGAGAAGCAAAAUGAUUUAUGCAAGCUCCAAGGACAGAUUCAAGAGAGAAUUGGAUGGUAUUCAAGUAGAGCUGCAGGCUACUGAUCCGACUGAGAUUGGUCUUGAUGUGAUCAAAAGUCGUGCAAAUUAAAAAGUAUGGUGUCCUUUGCUGGCGAUAUCAUACUUCCUUAUUUUGUUUAAGUGAAAUGUUAAUAGUUUGUGGGCUGUAAACCUUACUGAAUUAUGAUAUGGUUUGUUGUUCAUGUUCUACCAUAUAGUCUUGUCUUCACUGAACACAUUUCAGUGAUUUCACUUUCUAUCUUAUGAUUUGAUGUGGAGAAGCUAAUAGAAGUGCCUGGAGUGUCUUCCUAUUGUCAUGUCCACUAGCUAAGGUGUAUUACCUUUUGAGGAUAGAAAACACUUGGGUUUGUUUUUGCGACUUUGAGAAUGGAUGUUUUACUUUUACCUCCCAA